Molecule: messenger RNA, 9323 nt
Organism: Oncorhynchus gorbuscha (pink salmon)
Lineage: Eukaryota; Metazoa; Chordata; Actinopteri; Salmoniformes; Salmonidae
Exons: 5
Coding region: 12-8279 (2755 amino acids)
Source: RefSeq, a predicted model, not a curated record
CUACCACAACAAUGGCAACAGAAGUCUGUGUUCAGGCUAAAACCACAUUACCAGUUGCAGCUAAAACAGCAUUUAUACAGCUUGACUUAAGUGAUGAGAAAUGUUUGUCGUUGUUACCAGCUGCUGUAAUGAUGCCAGUAAAGCAGGAGCCAGCUAAUUAUCUUGAUGAGGGAGAUGAAAACAGCAUGAAACACCAAGAUAAAUCUGAAGUCAAACCUUUAUCUCCUGCGUCAGUCUUUUCAGAAAGUGGUUCACAAUUCAGACCUAGAAAUUGUGAUUAUUACUUGUUGUACAAUGGAAGUAUUUCUCCGAUACCUGAAUCUGUAACAACAUUUGAAGAUCAUCGACCUCUUUCUCCUGACUCACCUAAUACACAAUUCAGACCUGGACAUUGUGAUUAUUAUUUGUUGUACGAUGUGUGUCGGUCUACAUCACCUUUGUCUGUAACUUCAGACCUUGAAUAUCGUGGUUUGAACAGACCAGAUUUCCCUUCAGAUAGUGAAUGUACUGUGACAGAUCAAAGUAGCCUAUCUGAGUAUAGACCACUCUCAGCUGAAUCAAUGACUUCAGAAGGGGACUUUACCUUCCUUGAGCUCUUGUUUACAGAGUCUAGAUCAGCCUCUCCAGAGUCUGUUGCAUCAUUUAAUGAGUACAGGCCCCUGUCUCCUGACUCUCCAGUUCCUCACUUCAUGCCUCAAUGUUGCGAUUGUUAUUUGUCUUUCACUGGAAGUAGAUGUUCAUCACCAGAAUCAGUAACUUCAGAAGAUGGGCAUUCCUUCCUUGAGCUCUUGUUUUCGGAGUCUAGACCAUCCUCUCCAGAGUCUGUUGCAUCAUUUGAUGAGUACAGGCCCCUGUCUCCUGACUCUCCAGUUCCUCACUUCAUGCCUCAAUGUUGCGAUUGUUAUUUGUCUUUCACUGGAAGUAGAUGUUCAUCACCAGAAUCAGUAGCUUCAGAUAUUGAAUUCUCUGAGUUCUGUCUUGAGGAACUGUUUGCUGAAGACAGAGCAGAUUCACCUGAAGCAUUUAUAUCAGGGAGUGAAUUUGUUGAGUCAGUUGAAAGAGGUCUAAUGAAACUCAGACCCUUGUCACCAGAUUCAGUAACUUCAGAAGGUGAUUAUACCUUCCUUGAGCUCUUGGUUGCUGAGUCUAGACCAUCUUCACCUGAUUCUCCUACUUCAAAUUACAAAUAUCGAGCUCUAUCUCCUGAUUCCCCAAUCCCACAAUUUAGUCCCUCAAUCAUUGAGUCAUCAGUGUCUUCAUUCUUUAGCAGAUCUUCGUCACCUAUUUCAGUAACUUCAGACAUUGAAGGAUCUGGCUUCUAUCUUGUGGAUUUUGUCAACGAAGAGAGAACUUAUUCUCCAGAAUCUUUUGUGUCAGAGAAUGAAUUUGUAGAAGCAGCUGAAGGAGGUUUCAUCAAAUUCAGACCCCUGUCACCAGAAUCAGUAACUUCAGAAGAUGGUGAUACCUUCCUUGAGCUCUUGUUUGCAGAGUCUAGACCAUCUUCACCUGAAUCUAUAACGUCGUUAAAUGAGUACAGGCCUCUCUCUCCUGACUCUCCUGUUCCUGAUUUCAGAUCACAUUGUUGUGAUUGUUAUUUGUCUUUCACUGGAAGAAGGUGUUCAUCACCAGAAUCAGUCACCUCAGAUGUUGAAUUCUCAGGACUUUACCCUGAGGAAUUAUUUACUGAGGACAGACCAGAUUCACCUAUUUCCAUCUGUUCAGAGGGCGGUGAUGAUGAGGAUGAUGGUAGUUUUCCUAAAACAUCAGAGUGGGAUGAUGAUACAGGUUCUUUAGAAAAGAUCCCAACUGUCCAUUGGGCCUUCAUACCUCAGUUCAUGGUGUCUAAAGCUGUACAAACAGGCCUAUCACUAGACUCGGAUGAAUCUUCAUCCCAGCCAGUACAUGGACUCUCUGAGGUGCGGCCUGUGUCUCCAGAAUAUAGACUAGUUUACAGGGCAGUUCCCAUCAAACUAAUGUCCCAUGCGUAUGACCCAGCGAACGAAGGUGAAUCCUACGAUAGUAAGACUGGUGUUUUCGAACAUUCGGGACAAAGAUACAAGGUUAGACAGGUUCUUGACUGUCAGAGGGAACAUUGUGUGGAUUUCGGGCCUGUUCAAUUUCAUGAAUCCAACCUUGGCAUGCCUAGUGUCUUUGAAACCACAGUAGUUGAGGUGACAAAACAAUAUAUCUCCUCACGACAACACUCUAAAAUCACUGACCAGACAGUCACAGAUACUUUGCAUAAACCUCAUUUGCUAAUAUCCCAACCAGUAGAGACAGAAAUCAGAACCCCUUUCCCCGUCCUAGCUGAAUGGGAGUUCACCCAGUUGCCGUCCCUUCCUGAGGACAGGCCUCUUUCUCCUGAGUCACUCGGUUCAGACAUGGAUGGAAUCCUUUUCUAUCUUGACCACUUCUUUACUGACAUGAGGCCAUCUUCACCUGAAUCUGUUGCGUCAGUGAAUGAAUACGGGCCUCUCUCACCUGACUCUCCAGUUCCCCACUAUGGACCUAGAAUCCCAGAUGUUGUCAUGACCGCAGAGCGUAGAUCUUCCCUCUGUUCUGUUGCGUCAGUGAAUGAAUACGGGCCUCUCUCACCUGACUCUCCAGUUCCCCACUAUGGACCUAGAAUCCCAGAUGUUGUCAUGACCGCAGAGCGUAGAUCUUCCCUCUGUUCUGUUGCGUCAGUGAAUGAAUACGGGCCUCUCUCACCUGACUCUCCAGUUCCCCACUAUGGACCUAGAAUCCCAGAUGUUGUCAUGACCGCAGAGCGUAGAUCUUCCCUCUGUUCUGUUACGUCAGCCAUUGAAUUGUGUGGAUUUUGUCUUGAGGAAUCGUUUGCUGAGGAUAGAGCAGAUUCACCUGAAUCAGUAACAUCAGAUAUUGAAUUAUCUGAGUUCUGUCUUGAUGAAUCGUUUGCUGAGGACAGAGCAGAUUCACCUGAAUCGUUUAUAUCAGAAGGUGAAUAUGAACAUGUACACGAGACGCUCACUAAAACCAGUCCUCUACCACCUGAAGAUGAGUACGCUCGUUCUUUCGUUCAGUACUGGCUUUCAGAGUUACGGCCGUCCUCUGCAGAACCCAUGACGUCACUAGAUGAGUUAGAUGCUGCAGAAACAAGCCCAUCUACAGAAAUGGAGGAUUCUGAAUCUCAGCCUGUUUAUGAAUUCUCUGAAGGAAAUACAUCAUCUCUAGAAUAUAGACUGGUUUAUAAGGCAGUUCCCUCCACUCUAAUGGCCCAUACAUUUGACCCGGCGUACCAAGGUGAAACAUACUUGAAUAAAUCAGGUGUUUUUGAAUAUGCAAAAGACAGACAGGCUAGAGAGAUAAUGGAGCGUCUGAAGGACAAAGAACUUGUCCUGGACAGGCCGGUCACACCACAGUCAAUAACAGCAGAAGAGAUUCAGUCUUUUUUGAAUGAUUGGUCUACUGAGUUAAGGCCAAACUCACCAGCCUCUGUUGCAUCACUUGAUGAGCGUAGGCCUCUCUCUCCAGACUCUCCUAUUCCCCAGUUCAUACAUCAAUGUUGUGAUAAUUAUGUCGAACUCCCUGGCGAUAGGUCUUCGUCACCUCAGUCGGUAACGUCAGACGUUGAAUACUGUGAAUUAUAUCUCGAUGAACUGAUUCCUGAACACAGACCGGAUUCUCCUGAUUCAUUUUUGGCUGAUAGUGAAUUCAGAGAGUCAAUUGAACAGUUUUUUAGAAAGUUCAGAACCUUGACACCACAAUCAGUAACUUCAGAAGGUGGUUAUACAUUCCUUGAGCUCUUGUUUGUAGAGUCUAGACCAUCUUCACCUGAAUCUGUAACAUCAUUUGAUGAGUACAGGCCUCUCUCUCCUGACUCUCCAAUUCCCCAGUUCUUACAUCAAUAUUGUGAUUAUUAUGGGUUAUUCCCUGCUGAUAGGUCUUCAUCACCUGAAUCAGUAACAUCAGAUAUUGAAUUAUCUGAGUUCUGUCUUGAUGAAUCGUUUGCUGAGGACAGAGCAGAUUCACCUGAAUCAUUUAUAUCAGAAGGUGAAUAUGAACAUGUAGACGAGACGCUCACUAAAUCCAGUCCUCUACCGCCUGAAGAUGAGUACGCUCGUUCUUUCGUUCAGUACUGGCUUUCAGAGUUACAGCCAUCCUCUGCAGAACCCAUGACAUCACUAGAUGAGUUAGAUGCUGCAGAAACAAGCAAAUCUACAGAAAUGGAGGAUUCUGAAUCUCAGCCUAUUUAUGAAUUCUCUCAAGGAAAAACAUCAACUCCAGAAUAUAGACUAGUUUAUAAGGCAGUUCCCUCCACGCUAAUGGCCCAUACAUUUGACCCAGCGUACCAAGGUGACACUUAUUUGAGUAAGACAGGUGUUUUUGAAUAUGCAGGAGACAGAAAGGUUAGAAAAGCCCUGGAUCGACCGCAUCGAUCUGGUGAGGACUUGAGGCCAGUUAGUGUUGAAGAACCAGCCUCCUCUUGUCAUUCUGCUUGUCCAGCAGAGGAGGAGACGGUACAAGAGGGGUCCUUGCUAACAGUCCCUCGUGUCACUGACCAGAGAGUCACAGAAACUUUGCACGAACCUCAUUUGCUAAUAUCCCAGCCAGUAGAGACAGAAAUUAGAACCUCUUCCCCUGUCUUAGCUGAAUGGGAUUUCAUCCAGUCGUCGUCCCUUCCUGAGUACAAAACUAUUUCGGCUGAGUCACUCGGUUCAGACAGGGAUGGAGUCUUUUUAUAUCUUAACCACUUCUUUACUGACACGAGGCCAUCUUCACCGGAGUCUGUUGUUUCAUUUGAUGAGUACAGGCCUCUCUCUCCUGACUCUCCAGUUCCUCACUUCAUGCCUCAAUAUUGCCACUGUUAUUUGGCUCCCACUGGUGAUCGAGCUUCGUCACCUCAAUCAGAAACUUCAGAUAUUGAAUUCUCUGAGUCAUGUCUUGAGGAACUGUUUGCUGAAGACAGAGCAGAUUCACCUGAAUCAUAUAUAUCGGAAGAUGGAAUGAGAUUAGUAGAUGAGUCAGACAAAGAUAUGAGCCAAGACAGACCAAUGACACCAGAUUCAACAUCUGGAGAGAGCCUGUCAUUUGUAGAAGACUGGUUUUCAGAGUUAGAUUUAAAACCGUCCUCCCCUGAAUCCAUUGCAUCACAAGAGGACCUCUCUCCUGACUCACCUGUCCUCCAAUAUGGACCUGGUCUGUCUGUUGUUGUCGUGUCAACAGGAGAGAAGUGUUGGACACCUGAAUCUGUGAUAUCAGACUGGGAUGAGUUUGGUCUGGAGGACUUGUUCUGUGCGACCAGAACCUGUUCUCCUGACUCCAUCUGUUCCAAUACAGAUACUGUUUUAACUCAGGGUGACGGUCAACGUUCUCCUCCAACAGACCAGGUUUCCACUGAACAUGAACCUGAAAUGAGAGUUGAAAGAGCACGCUUAAAACAACCCCCGGAAUUAAUAGAUGCCCCUUUUAGUUUAGUUUUCCCAGUUGUUUGCCAAACCCACCGAGCAGUGGAAGCGUUUUUUUGUAGGGCCUCCUCCCCAGACAGCCACAGAGCACCCGUAGAGGAUGUAGAUGUAGAUGAUGUAGAGACUCACAGACCUCACCAAGCAUCCUCUCAGUCGAGUCACGUGCCAUCUGACGAACAAAAUCUGGGAUCUCCUGUUGCUGCUGUCAGGGCGGAGGAGGCAGUUCACAACAGACCUCAAGCAAGUCGUAAGUCAAUCCAAAGAAAAGAACACAGUAAUGUCCCUACGUUGAAAGGAAGUGAAGCUCAACCCAAGAUUGACGAGACAAGCAAGCACCUGAAAAGAAAGCCGAUGAGAAAAGCGGAAGACAGCCGAGUUUCUGCGCCGUCGGUUUCAGCAGGAUCCUCCAUGGAGAAUCUAUCAGAACCCAAACAUGUAUUAGCUUUGGACCAGCCAUCUACUAAUAGACCUAUCUCAAACAAAACACUCAUGUCUGAAACCCAAUCUGUGACUCCAGAUCUCCAGAUUCCAAAUGCCUUUGUAUUCAGUCCGUUAUCCCCUGAAAUUACAAUGACCCCCGAGAAGAUGAGGGUAUCGCCAGAAAGUCCAGAAAAACCAUUGAAUCUGAACAAGGAGUCCUCUUCUUCCGAAACCAGUCCAGUGUUACCAGACCUUUUCAGCCACAACGCCGAAGACGGCCAAGGUGAUGAAGCACAAUUGUCAGCGAGCAAUCUAGAAGCACCCCCGGAGUCAGGGGCAGCCACCCAGCUUGAUCAGCUGCUGUCGGAAUGUGAAGAAAUCAAACGGGAAUUCCGACCGGAAACUCUAGAACCACUGGACUCACCUCUUUCGGAAACCAGCGAAGGGGGUCUUGAAGAUCUACAACCUUAUGUUGAGUUUGAGGAACUCUUGCCAGAAUCCGACGGAUAUCCCACUGAGGGUGAUGAAGAGAUCUCUAGUCCAAGUCCCUCAUCCCCUAUUCAGAUCACAUGGGAGCCAGCUGAAAUAAGUGUAAUGGUCUCAGUGCCGACCGAUCUCUCCCUGUCCAAUGAAACUGAUCCGGAGGUAUUUGGGGUGACCGCAGAUCUAAUCAAGAUCUUCCCAGAGCCUAGCCAAGUUACAGCUGAUCCGGUUUGCAGCCACUUGGAGUACCUGCAAACACACAGAGCAGACAAAUCAGAUCUCACCGGUUCCAUACCAUUGGAUAGCCCCACAGCUGCUACCAAAUCUGUCGGAACACCGGAAUCUCCAGAACCAUGCCAUAAAGUUCUAGAACUGUCAUCAGAAUCAAUUGUUCCGUCUCAAAAGUUCCAGUCACUCGAACAUGAGGAUGCUGCUCUUUUUACUGAACCUUCAACUGUAGAAGAACAUCAAAUCAGUCUCGCACAGCAGGACCUGGAGACAGUUGGUGAAGAAUAUGACAACUCCAAAGAAACAUCAAGCAUUCAAGCCGCAGUCAAAAAGGCAUCUAUUGAACAAAGCAAAGUAUUGUGUGAAUCUGGGGGAUUAAUCACUGAGCCCAGCCAAUUGGUAGAUGAAACAUGCACGGGCACUACCCCAGAAGUUGUGUCACAUUUAAGGGAUAGCACUCCCCCUGAAACCCUUGAAUACGAUGAGCAGUCGCCCCAGUCACGCUCUGACGUGACCCCACAGACUCCAGAGACCGUCACCGCCUACAGGUCACAUUUAAGGGAUAGCACUCCCCCUGAAACCCUUGAAUACGAUGAGCAGUCGCACCACUCGCUCUCUGACGUGACUCCACAGACUCCAGAGACCGUCACCGUCUCCAGGCACUUCAGCUUCGAGGAGUUGAUCCCUUACCAGAGUCCUAGGUACCUCAACAUGCUCUCUGAAGAGCUCAAGCCAAAUACCAGUGAGCAACCAUCAGAGAAUCCAGUCACCCCCAUAGAGGAAAAGUUCAGUCCCAAGUCCCAUGUCUCCCAGCCCGGUCCAGUAGAUCCCAUGGCAGAGAUGGUGUCAGCCCAGCCUGAUCCAGUAGAACCCAGGGCAGAGAUGGUGUCAGCCCAGCCUGGUCCAGUAGAACCCAGGGCAGAGAUGGUAUCAGCCCAACCCGUUCCAGAGGUUACAGCAUCAGCCCAUGAUGAAGAGUUCUCCAUGGAGUUCAGCCUCCCUCCUGAGUAUGCUGAGGCAUCCUCCUCUAUCCACAAACCCAAUCCUCCGGCCUACGCAGAAAUCAUACGAGGCAGCACAACAAUGCACUUAUACGAAGACUCUGACCCGGAGACUUACUUUGACUGCAAACAUGGAGUCUCAGAUUUCUCCGAGAUGGAACCUGACGAACUGAAGAAGAGGGAAAGUUCAGGGGUUGGCCAAACCCAAGGACAAGCUUCCCAUUCAGGAGCCCUGGGGAUAAAGUACCAGAAGCCGACGGCACUUCCAGUUUGCUCCGCAGUGCGCAAACACGAACGUGGAGUCCUGCUGUCCUCAGGGAGUGAGGAUUAUGACGACGCACCUUAUGAUGACAUCAAGGAAGAGAGCGAAGAGCUGGCCCAAUCUCCCGGCACACACAGAGACGACUCAGCCUUUUACCAGGCUCCUCAGGAGCUUCCUCCUCUCAGAUCAGCAGAUGAUGAUGACUCCCUGGACAGGCAGGGUGAGAUGACAGACAUCCCUCCCCAGACUGUGACAGAGGAGCACUACACAGAUCAACAUCAACAUGACACGGUGGUCAGAAAGGUUACUCGUGAGGUGAACCGCCAGGUGAUAUCGGGUGAGGGGUCGCAGAGGGAGGAGGGGGGUGCCCCAACGGGGGAGGAGGGAGACGGAUACUCCAGAGUGGUCGAGAGGAGGAGCCACAGAGACCUCUCAGAGGUGAGGGGCCAAGAUGUGUAAGGGACGUUCCCAGAGACGGACAGUAGUGAGGGGGGAGGAGCCUGUGGUAACAGGAAACAGGUUCUCCUGGAGCACCUUCAUCACCUCAUCCACCUCUACUGUUAGAAGGAGGAGGAAGAGGAGGAGGAGGGGGGGAUGAGGAGGAAGAGGGAAUAACAGGCUUUCUUUAUCGCCUCGCUAGUUUCCUGUUCGGCCUCUGACUCCACCCCUUUCCCUGAAGAUCCACCAAUCCUAUGCAUCAGGCACAUGUAAUCCCAGAGUGCACCUCAGUCCUACCACCGUCUUCCUGUUUCAACAAUCUGUUUGGUCUUAAACUGAUUCACUUCUUUUCUUUCUUUCUGUUUUGGUUUCUUCUUUGUGUGUUUUUUCCAUUUUCAUUUUUUUAUUUUGUGUGUGUGACCAAAGAGAGUUGUUUUUCCAUGUUUUGUUUUCUGUAUGUAUUGGAUCUUGAGACAGACAUUAAUCAUAUAUGUGUUGUACUGCUAGAGUAGGUGGUUGGACUAACAGACGCUACGAUGUACACCUCACAGCACUACCUGUCUCUACUACUACAGUUCUUAGUUAUUCUUUACUACGACGUGAAAACUACAGCACUUCCUCUUCCUCUUAUUGACCUUUCUUUAAAAAAGGUCAGAUAUCACGAUGUCACCUGUAGCAACCCUUAACCGUAGUCCUCACUUCCUGCUUCCUGCUUCCUCGCUUCCUGCUUCCUGCUUCCUGUUGCUGGAGUGUUUAGUGUUCUUGUUCUACCUGUCUUCAGAAAGUAGCUAUAUCUAAAUAUGUGGUUUAAAAAAAAAACGUUUGUCAUCUGUAACCUAGGCAACCUUAUUAGUCCCCUCCAUUACCAGGUAGAGUAGGCAUGAUUGGUCGGUUAGCUGGUGACGAUCAUAGCUGAGAUAUGGUUAAUUAUAUAUAGCCUUGAUCCUUUUCUCUCUCUCUCUCUCUGUCUCUCUGUCUCUCUCUCUGUCUCUCCCUCUCUCUCUCUCUCUCUCCCUCUCUCUCUCUCUCUCUCUCUCUCUCUCUCUCUCUCUCUCUCUCUCUCUC